Talpa occidentalis (Iberian mole) is the source of this 3234-nucleotide messenger RNA. It is a transcript of the gene INHBB, whose product is annotated as inhibin subunit beta B. Lineage: Eukaryota; Metazoa; Chordata; Mammalia; Eulipotyphla; Talpidae. Gene Ontology annotation, cellular component: extracellular region. The record is from RefSeq and is a predicted model, not a curated record. Bases 52 to 1272 code for a protein of 406 amino acids. Gene Ontology annotation, biological process: SMAD protein signal transduction; BMP signaling pathway. Gene Ontology annotation, molecular function: cytokine activity; growth factor activity. The transcript has 2 exons.
GCUCGGCUCGGCUCGCCUCGCGGCGGGCGCCCUCGUCGCCAGCGGCGCACCAUGGACGGGCUGCCCGGGAGGGCGCUGGGGGCCGCCUGCCUUCUGCUGCUGGCGGCCGGCUGGCUGGGGCCCGAGGCCGGGGGCUCGCCCACGCCCCCGCCUUCGCCCGCCGCGCCGCCGCCCGCGCCGCCCGGGGCCCCCGGCGGCCCGCAGGACACCUGCACGUCGUGCGGCGGCUUCCGGCGGCCCGAGGAGCUGGGCCGAGUGGACGGCGACUUCCUGGAGGCGGUGAAGCGGCACAUCCUGAGCCGCCUGCAGAUGCGGGGCCGGCCCAACAUCACGCACGCCGUGCCCAAGGCCGCCAUGGUCACGGCCCUGCGCAAGCUGCACGCGGGCAAGGUGCGCGAGGACGGCCGCGUGGAGAUCCCGCACCUCGACGGCCACGCCAGCCCGGGAGCCGACGGCCAGGAGCGCGUCUCCGAGAUCAUCAGCUUCGCGGAGACAGAUGGCCUCGCCUCCUCCCGGGUCCGCCUGUACUUCUUCAUCUCCAACGAAGGCAACCAGAACCUGUUUGUGGUACAGGCCAGCCUGUGGCUUUACCUGAAACUGCUGCCCUACGUCCUGGAGAAGGGCAGUCGGCGGAAGGUGCGGGUCAAGGUGUACUUCCAGGAGCAGGGCCACGGAGACCGGUGGAAUGUGGUGGAGAAGAGGGUGGACCUCAAGCGCAGCGGCUGGCACACCUUCCCGCUCACGGAGGCCAUCCAGGCCUUGUUUGAGCGGGGCGAGCGGCGACUCAACCUGGACGUGCAGUGCGAUGGCUGCCAGGAGCUGGCCGUGGUGCCUGUGUUUGUGGACCCUGGUGAGGAGUCGCACCGGCCCUUUGUGGUCGUGCAGGCACGGCUGGGUGACAGCAGGCACCGCAUUCGAAAGCGGGGCCUGGAGUGUGAUGGCCGGACCAACCUCUGUUGCAGGCAACAGUUCUUCAUCGACUUCCGCCUCAUCGGUUGGAAUGAUUGGAUCAUCGCGCCCACUGGCUACUAUGGGAACUACUGUGAAGGCAGCUGCCCGGCCUACCUGGCGGGAGUCCCUGGCUCUGCCUCCUCCUUCCACACAGCCGUGGUGAAUCAGUACCGCAUGCGGGGCCUGAACCCCGGCACGGUGAACUCCUGCUGCAUCCCCACCAAGCUGAGCACCAUGUCCAUGCUCUACUUUGACGACGAGUACAACAUUGUCAAGCGGGACGUGCCCAACAUGAUCGUGGAGGAGUGCGGCUGCGCCUGACGGUGGCGUUGGCGGGGCUGCAGCGGCCAGGCUGCCGCAGCCGGGUGCAAAGACAAUCCCGGAUGGGCUCCUUUCAGCCCCGACGGGAGCAGGGUGCAUCGUGGGUUGAGCGCGGUGGUUCCAUUGGGGUGCCUGGAAGGUGCCAGGGUAAGGACUGAACCAUUUUCCUACUACUUCAUCGAGCAGUCAGUCAAAACCAGAGUGGGAACCCUCAAAUGACAUGAAAUACUUUAAAAUGCACACGUAGACACGCACAGCCAGACGCAUCCUGCCACCCACACAGCAGCCUCCAGGAUACCAGCAAAUGGAUGCGGUGACAAAUGGCAGCUUAGCUACCAAUGCCUGUCAGUGGGAGAGAAUGGGGUGAGCAGCCACCAUUCCCACCAGCUGGCCCGGCCACUCUGAAUCGCGCCUUCCGAGCACACAUAAAAGCACAAAGACAGAGACACAGAGAGAGAGCGAGCAUGAGAGCCACUGGGAGGAAAAGCAGAUGCGGGGGUGGGGAGGCUGCAGGCAGGUGGGAGGGCUGCGUGUCCCCUUUUGCUUGUGCAAGGGCAGCCUUGCCUCAACAUCUUCUGUUCCAACGCGCGCCAGGAUACCUGCCCGGGAUUCUUCAUGCCACAGGACCAGGGGUGCCAGUCCUCUCCUGCUCCUGUACAGGGAAAGAGAUCCGGAAUGGACACAACCUGCUAGAGACUGUGGAGCAGUGGCGAUGACCUGAUGACCUUUUGACUAUGGCUUGGGUCCCCCGGUGACUUAGAUGUGUGUGUGUGUGUUUUGGGGCUGGGGAGGGGGAGGGAGUAAAAAUGGUCGGUUUUAAUUUGAUGCUUUAACUGAUCAGUAGCAGUUGACAGGUCAUUCAUUCCAACUGUAUAAUUGAUAAGGGACUUUACUAGUAUGACCUUUUAAAUUAAAAUUUGAAUUGAUAUGAAUGGGAAGGAAAAAAAAAGUUGCAUUCUGCAUCCUCCAACCAGGGCUUUUCCUCCAGGAUCCGAUGGGGAGGGGUGGAAAUGACCCCAGGCAAGAGGAGGCGCCCAGAGGAGGAAAUGGUGGUUUGGGGGUAUUCUGGAAAUGCUGGGGGGGAUGGGCAGGUGCCCUCUCAGCAAGGGGUGAGGGAGGGGAGCAGUUUAACUGGUCUUUGGAGAGAUGGGGAAGGUUUUCAACUGCUUUGCAGAAGUUGCCCACGUGGACUCCACCAGGGCCGGCCACGGAUGUGGGCCCACCCGCCUGCCCGCCUGCCCGCCCCUCCUAGCACUUGCAGACCUGCCUGAACGCACAUGAUAUAGCACUUGCCCAUCUGCGUGUGUCCAGAAGUGGCCCUUGGCAGAGCACUGAACUCGCUCGCCCCUAGAUGACCAAGUGCACGUGAACUAUGCAAUUUAAAGGGUUGACCCACACUAGAUGAAACUGGACUCGUACGACUCUUUUUAUAUUUUUUAUACUUGAAAUGAAAUCCUUUGCUUCUUUUUUAAGCGAAUGAUUGCUUUUAAUGUUUGCACUGAUUUAGUUGCAUGAUUAGUCAGAAACUGCCAUUUGAAAAAAGAAGUUAUUUUUAUAGCAGCAAAAAAAAAAAAUACAGUUUAAUGUAUUAUACAUAAUUUUGGAACCAAAGAGGCCAACAGAUCAGUUUUAAUUUUUAUUAGAUGGUGAGGCCAUCUUAUAUGAGAUAACGUUCUGAACAAUCCCUUGAGUGGCCUGCCAAUGUUUCAGGGUAUAAAUGGAUUUUGUUUAUUCAGUUUGAUGUGUCUUUUUCUAUCCUUACACACCCAGAAGGUAGAGUAAGAAUGACGAUGGUAGAAUGCAGGUGUGUAUCCUUAAAUCCCCAUCUUUAUGUUUAUUUAAUAAAGCUCCCCUUAGGUUCUGUUUCAUAAUAAUUUAAAACCAAACAAUUUUCCCAUAGACUUGCUGUUAAAGUAUUUUACAUUUGUGUACAGUUUAAGAAAAAUAAAAGAUUGAGUGCCA